AUGCCUCCUCAUUGUCGCCAUUCCAUGUUUCCAGAGCUGCCACCCGCUUUGGGCAUUCCGCUCCUCAGUAGGGAGGGCAUUACUCAAGCUGCAGUGAUGGCUUUAGGGGAGGAGAGUGCAAUAGCUAAAGCAGUGAAAGGACUGUUCGGAUUGGUGAGAGGGGAGCUGGCAGCUGUGAAGGGGGAACUGGUGGCAGUUAGGGAGGAGGUGGCACAACAAAAUGAGCGAGUGUUGAUGCUGGAGGAGAGGAAUCAGGUUCUGGAGAAUGAGGUGGAUGUGUUGAGGCGUGCACUGGGUGUUGUGGCCGAGAGGAGUGAGUUGGCAGCAAUGAAGGGGGGGUUGGCAGUAGCGAAAGGAGAGUUGGGUGAGCACAAGCAGUCAAAGACAUUGCAGCUGCAGGAGGCUGAGAGGAGACGAGUGGCGGAGAUGAGGGAGAUGAGAGGGCAGGUGGAGGAGAGGGAGAGGGAGGUGAGUGUAGUGAAGAUGAAGCUGAGUGAAUACACAGACGUUAUUGCAGAGCAGUUGCAUGUGGCUGAGAGAAGAAGGGAAAAGGAUUUGAGAGAGCUGAGGGAGGAGUUUAGGAAGGGAGAGGAUGAAAUGAGGGCAGAUUUGUCAAGGGAGAGGGAGGAGAGGAGGGAGGUGCAGGAGUUGAAUUGGCCACGUGUCAUGGAGGACUUGGCAGCCUGCAAGGCUUGGGUGAAUGUUGAGCUCGAAAUUAUCCAGAGUAAAGGCCCUCAGAAGAUUGCAUGGGAGGUGAGUGCUGCUGUGACUGUUAUUAAUGCAUGA
This is a messenger RNA of Closterium sp. Naga37s-1, 786 nucleotides long. The record is from the annotation of a GenBank genome assembly. Lineage: Eukaryota; Viridiplantae; Streptophyta; Zygnematophyceae; Desmidiales; Closteriaceae.